AUGCUAUUCAUGCCUAUGAUAGCUUUCCUGGAACUCCACACUGUCUCAAGCUCAGCAUUACUAGAAGCAGAAAAAGGCAAUGCUGAAGAUACUUUCGAUGUUCCUAAUACAGAAGUAUCCAGAAAUGAAUCAUCAAUAGCUAAUGAUACUUUGACUGAUUACAACACUGAAGCAUCUGAAAAUGAAUUAUCUGUUUUGAAUGAACCCUCAAAGGAAAGAGGUUUCAAAGCUAAAUAUUCUUCUCAUGCCCGGUAUUUAAAAAAACGAAGAAGCAUUAACAAGUGUCGACCAGAAACCUUGGUAUCUCAAAUGACACUAUCAAAAACUUUGUGUUUCUGUUAUUUAGGGCUAAUUUAUAUUGAAGAUCAGUUUACUCUGUCAGAUGUUAUCAGGUUUGCUAAUGAAGGCAGAAUUCCAUACUUUAAUGCAGCAGAUUGUUUGCCAUCAACGAUGAAGUUACAGUAUUUUGACUACAUUUGUUUCACAAAGCAUACUAGUCCAGAUUUGUGCAAAUUGUCAAUGAUGUGUGCAAAAUUGGUCCAAUUUCUUGAUCUACCAUCAUUCAAAAAUCGUUCUUUGUUACCUCUUGUUUGUCGUUAUGUAAAAGAUUUAAAUCUUUCUAAUGAUUUGAUUCCUGUUGUGAAAAAUCUGCUUGCUAAAUUUUCUGAAAAUCAUGAUGAGUGGUAUAAAAAACCUCCAAGUAUGAGAUCAAAAUGUUUCUCAAUACCUGUAUAUGAAAACAGAGCAUUAGCUUUCAUCAUAAUUGCUUUGAAAAUGUUAUUCGUUCUUGAUGGAAACUUUGAAAAGGAACAUAGUAAUGUCAUGAUGAAAAUCAAUGCAUUAAACCAAGGCAAUAAAUAUUUUGUUUGGAAUGAGUGGUAUCAACAUUGUGCUGUGAAAGAAUAUUUAUUUAUCCCAGAAAGAAUUUCCUUUCCUCGAUUCCGAAGAAUUGAUUAUUUAAGUGCUGAGCAAAUCAUAUCUAACCAUCCAAUCUCUGAGCUUAAGCCACCUAAUGAUGAUGCUAGUGCUAAUAAAAGAAAUAAACUUGCCGCAAAAUUUGCCAUCAAAGAAUUGCUGUUUAAAGUUGCUGAGAUAAGUAAAGAAAAGCCUAAGAUCCCCACUGUGUUUCCUCUUAAAAGCGAAGUAAAACAUUUCCUGUCAACAUGGGAGAGUAUGGCUGCAUAUAAGGACAAUGAUGGAUCUAGUUUUACCAUUUUAAGUAAAGACUUUUCCAGCUCAUCUCUUGACUAUGAUAUAUCAUUCACGGAAUCAGCAGAGGAUAUAAAAUCAUUAUUGAUUUCAACUCUGUACAAAUCGGUUCGGAAUAUAUCUGUUGGUUAUUCAUCUGUUACUUGUGAAGAAAUGGUUAGAACUACUUCUAAAUAUUGGUUUAAAAAUUAUACUCAACGUGAUGAUAACAGUAAGACAGAAUUCUUUAAUAAAUUGCCAAGCACAUUCCGUUGGCUGUUAAGUUUUCUAAGCAGAUACAUUUGCACAGAAAUUGGAGACUUGUACUUUGAAGUUGUGAGGAUUGAGAAAAUAUUGUUUUUUGGAAAAGUAAGGGUUUUUGAAUAAAGUUCAAAUUGUGAUAUUAGUUGUAAGCUGUGGUGUACUUACUGAAGAGAGGAGAGCUCUCUUAGAUAACAAUAAAUUAAAUCCAUUUAAACAA
Uloborus diversus is the source of this 1669-nucleotide messenger RNA. RefSeq lists its product as uncharacterized. Gene Ontology annotation, molecular function: RNA polymerase I core promoter sequence-specific DNA binding. NCBI's taxonomy places the organism in Eukaryota, Metazoa, Arthropoda, Arachnida, Araneae, Uloboridae. The record is from RefSeq and is a predicted model, not a curated record. Gene Ontology annotation, cellular component: RNA polymerase transcription factor SL1 complex; RNA polymerase I core factor complex. The transcript has 10 exons. Gene Ontology annotation, biological process: RNA polymerase I preinitiation complex assembly; nucleolar large rRNA transcription by RNA polymerase I. The coding region runs from base 1 to 1575 and encodes 524 amino acids.